ACAUGGACGGCGAUGGCGGCCGCCGGGACGCCCCCGGCGCGCUGAGGGAGGCCGGGCGGCGCGGCGGCGGCGGCGCGGGGCCGGCGGGCAUGGCGGAGCCGCGGGCGCGGGCGGCGCGGCCCGGGCCGCAGCGUUUCCUGCGGCGCAGCGUGGUGGAGUCGGACCAGGAGGAGGCGCCGGGCCUGGAGGCGGCCGAGGCGCCGGGCGCGCAGCCCCCGCAGCCCCUGCAGCGCCGGGUGCUGCUGCUCUGCAAGACGCGCCGCCUCAUCGCCGAGCGCGCCCGCGGCCGCCCCGCCGCCCCCGCCGCCGCCGCCGCCGCCGCCGCGCCCGGAGCCCCGCCCGGCGCCCCCACCGCCGCCACCGCCACCGCCACCGCCCGGCCCGCGCCCGCCGACCACCCCGGCCCCGCGCCCGCCGCGCCCGCCCCCGACGGCCGCCCGGCCGGCCCCGAGCAGGACCCGCCGCCCGCAGCUGCGGCGGCGGCGGCGGCGGCCAAGGAGGACGCGGGGGCCGCCGAGGCGAAGCCCGAGGCCGGGCGCGCCCGGCGGGAUGAGCCCGAGGAGGACGAGGACGACGAGGACGACCUCAAGGCCGUGGCCACCUCCCUGGACGGCCGCUUCCUCAAGUUCGACAUCGAGCUGGGCCGCGGCUCCUUCAAGACCGUCUACAAGGGGCUGGACACGGAGACCUGGGUGGAGGUGGCCUGGUGCGAGCUGCAGGACCGGAAGCUCACCAAGCUGGAAAGGCAGCGCUUCAAGGAGGAGGCCGAGAUGUUGAAGGGCCUGCAGCACCCCAACAUCGUGCGCUUCUAUGACUUCUGGGAGUCCAGUGCCCGGGGCAAGCGCUGCAUCGUGCUGGUGACGGAGCUGAUGACCUCAGGGACGCUGAAGACGUACCUGAAGCGCUUCAAGGUGAUGAAGCCAAAGGUGCUGCGCAGCUGGUGCCGGCAGAUCCUGAAGGGGCUGAUGUUCCUGCACACCCGGACCCCGCCCAUCAUUCACCGAGACCUCAAGUGCGACAACAUCUUCAUCACCGGGCCCACGGGCUCCGUGAAGAUAGGAGACUUGGGCCUGGCCACCCUCAAGAGAGCGUCGUUCGCUAAGAGCGUGAUAGGCACCCCUGAGUUCAUGGCCCCCGAGAUGUACGAGGAGCACUACGACGAGUCCGUGGACGUGUACGCCUUUGGGAUGUGCAUGCUGGAGAUGGCCACCUCGGAGUACCCCUACUCGGAGUGCCAGAACGCCGCCCAGAUCUACCGCAAGGUCACCUGUGGCAUCAAGCCAGCCAGCUUUGAGAAGGUGGUGGACCCUGAAAUCAAGGAGAUCAUCGGGGAGUGUAUCUGCAAAAACAAGGAGGAGCGGUACGAGAUCAAGGACCUGCUGAGUCAUGCUUUCUUUGCGGAGGACACGGGCGUGCGGGUGGAGCUGGCUGAGGAGGACCACGGCAGGAAGUCUACCAUCGCCCUGCGGCUCUGGGUCGAGGACCCCAAGAAGCUGAAGGGCAAGCCCAAGGACAAUGGGGCCAUCGAGUUCACCUUUGACCUGGAGAAGGAGACGCCCGAUGAUGUGGCCCAGGAAAUGAUCGAGUCGGGCUUCUUCCACGAGAGCGACGUGAAGAUCGUGGCCAAAUCCAUCCGCGACCGAGUGGCGCUGAUCCAAUGGCGGCGGGAGAGGAUCUGGCCCGCGCUGCAGCCCCCAGAGCCGCCGGACCCUGGCAGCCCCGAGAAGGCCAAGGGCCCCCCGGUGCCCCUUCAGGUCCAGGUGACCUACCAUGCGCCGGCUGGGCCUCCGGAGCCCGAGGAGCCUGAAGCUGACCAGCACCUGCUGCCGCCUGCGCUGCCCGCCAGCGCCACCUCCCUGGCCUCGGACAGCACCUUCGACAGCGGCCAGGGCUCCACCGUCUACUCGGACUCGCAGAGCAGCCAGCAGAGCUCCCUGGUGGUACUGAGCUCCCUGGGGGACGCCCAGGGCACCGGCAGCCCCCCUGUAAGCGCGAGUGAGGGCCCUGCCCUGCCGCACAGCGUGCCCUCGCUGGGCGCCUACCCGCAGCCCCCCAUGCCCGGCCUGUCCGUGGGCCCCGUCCCACCCCCCGCCCACCCUCAGAUCCCGCAGCAUUUUCCAGAACCGGUGCUGAACUUCACCCCUGUGAUGCCGCAGCCCAGCACCUCUGUGCCGACCGGCCAAAGCCAGCCGGCACCUGCCACCCACCAGCUUCCGCCGCUGGUGCAGCCAGCGCCCGUGCCGCAGGCCCUGCCCUCGCAGCCCGUGGCCCCUCUGCAGCCGGUGCCCUCCCACCUGCCCCCGUAUCUGGCUCCCACCUCCCAGGUGGUGGCCCCGGCUCAGCUGAAGCCUCUGCAGAUGCCGCCGGCUCCCCUACAGCCCCUGGCUCAAGUCCCUGCUCAGAUGCCUCCGCUGCCUGUCGCUCCCCCCGUCGCCCCUCUGGCGGCCGUCGACGGCCUCCCCGCUGCCCUCCCCGACCUGCCCGCUGCCAGCGGGCCCCCCGCGCCUCCCCCCUCUCAGUAUUUCUCUCCGGCCGUCCUCUUGCCUAGCCUCCCGCUCAGCGCCGCCGCCAGCCCCCUGCCCGCCUCCCCGGCCCUGUCGCUGCAGGCCGUCAAGCUGCCCCACCCGCCCGGCGCACCGCUGGCCGUCCCCUGCCCCACCAUCAUGCCCAACAUGGCCACCGCCACCGCCAUCCCCCUGCUGGCCGUGGCCCCGCAGGGCGUGGCCGCGCUGUCCCUCCACCCCGCCGUGGCCCAGCUCCCGGCCCAGCCCGUGUACCCAGCGGCCUUCCCCCAGAUGGUGCCCGGCGAUGUCCCGGCCUCGCCCCUCCGCGUGGCACAGACCCUGCGCGCCGCCCCCAUCCAGCCGGCACCCCCCACGCUGCCGCAGCCCCACCCGCCGGGUGUCGCCCACCUUCCUGAGCAGGGUGCCCCGGCCGUGGGCACGGGGAGCCAGACUCUGCUCGGCCACCCGCCUUCCUACACGGUGGACGUCACCGCCCAGGUCCCCACUGUGCCUGUGCCUGUGCCCGGGCCGCCCACUGUCCCGCCCGCCGUGCCCGUGCCACCCGCCGCCGCCGCCGUCCUCUCCCCGCCUCUGCCCGACGCCCCGCAGCCCGUGGCCCCUGAACAACUGCCUCAGCUGCCUGGCGCCCCGGUGCCGCCAGUGGUGGCCGCUGCCCAGAGCUUGCCUGUGCUGGGCACCACAGCACCGCCUCCCGCUGACCCGCUGCCCCCCAACGGGCCCGUGACUGCGGGCCCUUGUCCCCCCGUCCAGCUGACCGUGGAGCCUGCGCCAGAGGAGCAAGCCCCGCAGGAGAAGCCGCCCGGCCCCCCGCAGCACUGUGACAGCUACGGCGGCUCGGACGCCACUUCCGGGAAAGAGCUGAGUGACAGCUGCGAGGGUGCCUUCGGCGGGGGCAGGCUGGAGGGCAGAGGCUCCCGCAAGCACCACCGCCGGUCCACGCGCGUACGCUCCCGGGCCGAGAAGAGCAGCCGGCCCCGGCUCACCAUCCUCAACGUGUGUAACACCGGGGACAAGAUGGUCGAGUGCCAGCUGGAGACGCAUAACCACAAGAUGGUGACCUUCAAGUUCGACCUUGACGGGGACGCGCCAGAUGAGAUCGCCACCUACAUGGUGGAGCACGACUUCAUCCUGCCAGCCGAGCGCGAGACCUUCAUCGAGCAGAUGAAGGACGUCAUGGACAAGGCCGAGGACAUGCUGAGUGAGGACACGGAUGCCGACCGCAACUCUGAUCCGGGGGCCAGCCCACCGCACGUGGGGGCCGGUGGCCUGGGCGGUGGGGAGGAGGGCCGGCAGUCACAGGAGAAUGCGCCGGUGUAUCAGCAAAACGUUCUGCACACGGGGAAGAGAUGGUUCAUCAUCUGUCCAGUGGCCGAGCACCCUGCGACCGAGCUCCCUGAGUCUUCACCCCCUCUUCCUCUGGGCUCUCAGCAGCCUGAUGCCAGCCAAGAUCCAGCCCCCUGCCCAGACCCACUGUCCCUGCCGGAGCAACACAGCAUCCCUGCUGCUCCGCAGCCUCCGAGCCAGGCGGACCCCGGGGAGGCCCCGGGGGUCACACCCGCCCCUUUGGUGCCACCGUCCCCUCCCCUGGCGUCUCUGCCCCAGGACCCGGUCACACAGGCUGCUGGCCCCCCGCCGGAGCCGGCCACAGAGCGUCAGCCCCCCCAGCCCCUGGUGGAGACGCACGAUGCCCAACCAGCCACCAGGCCCUCGGGCACAGGCCAGGAGCCUUGCGCCCCACCUCCGGAGGGGCCCCCUGACUCUGCGGGUCCAGGGGAGCCCGCUGCAGCCAGAGAUGCCAGCACCCUAGGGGAACCGGCUUCGGCGCCGCAGCCGCUCCCGGCCUCGGUGGCAGCCCCCAGCCUGGCUGCGCCCGAGCUCCCCAGCCCCCCGCUGGGGCCCACCGCACCCCUGCAGCCCCCCUCAGCCUUGGAGUCGGACAGCGAGGGCCCGCCCCCCAGGGUGGGCUUCGUGGACAACACCAUCAAGAGCCUGGAUGAGAAGCUGCGCACGCUGCUGUACCAGGAGCACGUGCCCACGUCCUCGGCCUCCGCCGGCACCCCCGUGGACGCGGGCGACCGGGGGGACUUCACCCUGCAGCCCCUCCGAAGCGACCCGACCCUGCUGCCCCAGCCGGAGGUGGACAAACCGGUGGCUACCACAGGCCCGGGUGCCGUGCAGGAGCAGAGCACCUCCUCCUCCCUUACGGCAGAAUCAUCCUCCAGCCCCUCGCUGGGCUCGGACGAAGGGUGCGCGACCACCCGCCCUGCGCCUCCCCCCGCGGCACCUCACGCAGCCCAGGACGCCCCCACGUCUGCCGACCCUCCAUGUCCGGAGUCCAGAGACCAGAACCGCGGGGCGCCCCAGGGAACCUCAUCGGGGCCACCCCCCCACCAUAGCCCCGGGACACUGGCUGAGGGCGGCCCCGCCUGCCAGCCCCCAGAACCCGGCGCCCCGGUCUCGGGGUCCCCCCAGAAGCGGCCACAGGACAGCAGCUCGCCCGCCAAGACCCUGGGCCGCUUCUCCGUGGUGAGCACGCAGGACGAGUGGACCGUGGCCUCUCCCCAGAGCCUGCGCUACUCGGCGCCCCCCGACGUCUACCUGGACCAGCUGCCCCGCAGCCCUGACGCCAAGCUGCUGGUGCGGAGGGCGCAGACGGCGGCGUCCAUCGAGGCCGGGGCGGGCGAGCCGGUGUCCAGUGACUCUGCGGACGAGAGCCCCCGCCCGAGACCCCCGCCACACAAGCAUGGCUCUCUGGCUGGCGUCGGGGCUGCGGCUGGGGACCUGGUGAGCAAGGCUGCCGCCUUCCUGGCCGGGCCCUCGCCGGCCGGCUCUCCGGGCCUGGGCACCGCCGGCAGGACGGGCGUGAAGGUGCCCACCAUCAGCGUCACCUCCUUCCACUCCCAGUCAUCCUACAUCAGCAGCGACAACGAUUCCGAGGUCGAGGACGCGGACAUCAGGAAGGAACUGCAGAGCCUGCGGGAGAAGCACCUGAAGGAGAUCUCCGAGCUGCAGAGCCAACAGAAGCAGGAGAUCGAGGCGCUGUACCGCCGCCUGGGCAAGCCCCUGCCCCCGAACCUGGGCCUCUUCCACACGGCGCCCCCUGCCGGCCGCCGCCGGAGGACCAGCAGGAGCCGGCUAAAGGCGGGGAAGCUCCUCAACCCCCUGGUGCAGCAGCUCAAGGCCGUGGCCUCCAGCACAGGUCACUUGUCAGACUGCAGCAGAAACCCUCCCGCCAAGGACCCUGCUAGCGCCAGGGCAGGGCCCGCGGCAGCCCCGGAGCCCGGGGGGAAGGCGGUUCAGACCCGUCAGCCCUGCUCCGUCCGGGCCUCCCUGUCUUCCGACAUCUGCGCCGGCUUAGCCAGUGACGGAGGCGGAGCGCACGGCCAAGGCUGGACGCCUUACCACCCAACGUCUGAGAGAGUGGCCUAUAAGUCUAGUAGCAAACCUCGCGCCCGAUUCCUCAGUGGACCCGUGUCUGUGUCCAUCUGGUCUGCCUUGAAGCGUCUCUGUCUAGGCAAAGACCACAGCAGUCGGUCCUCCGCCAGCAGCCUGGUCCCCGGCCCCGACCCAGGCCCCCAGCCCGCCCUGCACGUCCAGGCCCAAGUGAACAAUAGCAACAACAAGAAAGGCACCUUCACGGAUGACCUGCACAAGCUGGUGGACGAGUGGACCAGCCGGACGGCAGGGGCCGCGCAGCUGAAGCCCUCGCUCAAUCAGCUGAAGCAGACGCAGAAGCUACAGCACAUGGAGACCCCGGCGGGCCGCCCGCCCACGCAUGGCGAGGCCUGGGCUGUCAACGCACCCCGAGCAGCAGUGGGGACGCCAUGUCUCGUCCCAGUGCUUGGCCCUCCGCCCGCCGUGGUCAUUCCUGGAGCUGCCUCGGCCCUGUCCAUGCCUGUGCCAGAUUCUGAGAGUGAAGAGCCCGACUGAGCCCCGCGUGUCCCGACGCCAGGCCCCGGGGGACGCUGGGAGCGAGCCCCGCUGGUCACUCACGCUGUUUUGUAACCACUUUCUAAGCAUUUUUUAUUCACAAUUGGAAACACAAAUGUAAUGCAAGAAUAAAAAAAUAUUUUGGGGGACAAAGGA
Molecule: messenger RNA, 6611 nt
Organism: Sorex fumeus (smoky shrew)
Lineage: Eukaryota; Metazoa; Chordata; Mammalia; Eulipotyphla; Soricidae
Gene: WNK2
Product: WNK lysine deficient protein kinase 2
Exons: 29
Coding region: 3-6455 (2150 amino acids)
Biological process (GO): intracellular signal transduction; negative regulation of sodium ion transport; positive regulation of sodium ion transmembrane transporter activity
Cellular component (GO): cytoplasm; cytosol
Molecular function (GO): potassium channel inhibitor activity; ATP binding; chloride channel inhibitor activity
Source: RefSeq, a predicted model, not a curated record